CUUUUGUUUAAUCGCGUAUCGAGAUAAGGCGAUGGCACUUGUGUGUAGAGACACUGUGCUCUGAUCGAGAUGGAGACGCGAUUAUUUUGAAUCCAGUUCGCUCCUCUGUGCAUCCAGGCUCUGGUUAUUAUUGAUUUCGAGGCGAUGAACACGAAGGUUUUCGAAAAGAAAUCGUGAAAAGUGUGCACCGGAUUCUCUGUGAAUGGAAAAGAUUGAAGUUUCGUAAAUUCUUCGAUCGAAGAGGAACACGCGUGAAGAAUUCGAAAGAGUUUGUAGAAGGAAAUAUUUAGGUAUAUAUAGAAUAUGAACAAAUUCUGAGAGAUAGAUAUCAGGUUUUUAGAUUGGAAUAUAAAUAUAUAUAUGUGUGUAGAAUUUGUUGACGAAGAUUUUGAUCGUGGUUGUAGUUUUUUAUUCGUUUAAUUAAAUUGAGAAGAUUUUUGAAAGGAUGAGAAUGACGGACGAGAAGGAUUUGAACGAGGUAUUGUGCGUGAAGAAUGUGGUGAAGACGAUAAAUAAAAAUGAGAAGAACAAUGAUAAUGAUAAUUCGUUGGAAACGAAGGUUUACAAGAAACGAUGGCUGAUUCUCAGUUUAUUUAUCGUGUACACGGGAAUGAGCAACUUCCAGUGGAUUCAAUAUUCUAUAGUCAGCAAUAUAGUGAGGAGGUACUAUGGCGUCUCUUCAUUGGCUGUCGAUUGGACAGCAAUGGCAUUUAUGGCUUAUUACCUGAUUUUCAUCUAUCCUGCCACGUACAUGGUGAACCGAUGGGGACUUAGAUGGAGUAACAUUAUAGGAUGUUGUGUCACGUGCCUUGGUUCGUGGAUUAAGGUUUUAUCUGUCAGUCCUGACAGAUUUUGGGUCACUUUCAUUGGACAAUCGUUGGUUGCUUCUACACAGACUAUAAUUCUAACGUUACCCGGACGGCUGGCAGCGCAAUGGUUCGCCGCCGACGAACUUUCCACGGCCACGUCGUUAAGCAUUUUUGGCAACCAAAUGGGGAUAGCUUUAAGUUUCUUAAUUACACCGAUAAUCGUGAAAAAUCACGAGAAUCUGGACGAUAUUGGCGCUGGCUUGUCGCAUCUAUUUUGGGGCGUAGCUAUCAUCUUGACAGUUGCGCUUAUAUUGAUCGUAAUACUAUUCGAGGACGAUCCAGAAAUACCACCGAGUAAAACACGAGCUCUUCAAAAAUUGAAUGAAAUGCAGGUCGAGGAAAGUUUGAUAGAACCAAUUAAGAGAUUGUUCAAGAACAAGUAUUAUAUGUCUCUUUGCAAUUCGUAUGGUUUGAGUAUCGGUGUUUUGAACGUCGUGGGAACAUUGUUGAAUCAAAUAUAUCUCGUGCAUUUCGAGAAUGGUGAGGAAGACGCGGGUAGAAUCGGUUUGGUCAUGAUCAUUACAGGGAUGAUAGGUUCUGUCAGUUUUGGAGUGAUUCUCGAUAAAACGCAUAAGUACAAGGAAACGGCUGUGGUCGUGUAUUUUCUCUCGCUCGGCGGCCAGAUAUUCUUUUCUACCUUCACGUUCCUCGAAAUGAAAUGGAUGGUGUAUUUGGGCUCCGUUUUUCUAGGGUACUUCUUAGUCGGAUACGUGGCCUUAGGAUACGAAAUGUGCGCGGAAUACACGUAUCCGGAAUCCGAGGGGAUAACGGCGGGAAUUUUGAACGUGGCUAAUAACGUUUACGGGAUUGUUCUCAUUCUGAUAAUGGGUCGGUUGCUCGAGGUAUACGGGGAUAUUCCGGUGCACGUGGGCCUUUGUAUAGCGCUGCUCAUCGGCUUUAUCAUGACCUUGCUGACGAAGGACGUGCAAAGGCGUCAGGAUGCCAGAAAUAGUGUCCAUUACGUCGGUGUUGAACAGAGUGAUAAGAGCAAUGAGCGCAAUAGACUCGAGAAAAAUUGAUUCGCUCUUAACUACCGUGUAUUAACGUGACAUGUUGUUUCAACUUUCGAAUAUGGGGGUGGAAGAGAUGUUGCAAGGUUAUUAUAAUAAUGCCUGGUUAAAUGCGUGAUUGGAAACGGAUUGAUGGAUUUCGUGAGGAAAUCGAAGAGGAAGAAAAAUUGGUGAGGAUAAUUUUGUGACAGUUAACUAUGCAUUAUUAUAAAUUUAAUCCUCGAAUAUAACUUUGCUACAUGUUUUCCAUAUUUUUUUGUAAUGAUCCAUAUCCUAUAUUUCAUCAAUGACAAUUGUAUACAGGGUAAAUAAAAUAAUUUGAUUUUCAAUAAUAUUAAAGAAUAUUUUAAAUUAAAAUUGAAUUGUGCAGACAGCAAUGUAGAGAUAUGAAGAUCAAGUUUGUUUUUUAAAUGGAAUCACAUAAUUUUGAAUGUGUUAAUAUAAUAUUGAUUUCUAUUUUUUUAUUUGCAAAAAGUUAUUUAUACUUUAUCUCGAGAAGAAAAUUUUCAAUAAAAUGAUUCAUAUGGAUUGGAAGAGUUCAUUGUCAUGAAAGGAUUAUUAUUAGACUGCAUUUAUACAAGAAAUUUAAAUACACACAAAAUAUAAAAUAUACACAUAACAUUUUCUUAGUAUUUGUAAAAAUAUGAAUUUGAAAUGAACAUUUGCAGUUUAUUUCAAUUAUAAAUAUCAUUAUAAUAAAGAUACUCUUCUUUUUAUACAUUUGUAUAUAGACAACUCUGCGAUGUUUGAGUGAAAUAAUUAUUGUGAAUGACUGCAUGGACGAUAGAAGAUGUAAUAAAUAUAUCUAAAGGAAGUAAAUGUAAUUAAUGAGAAAGAAAUUUUAAUAAAUGUCUGUGAAAACAUGGA
Apis mellifera (honey bee) is the source of this 2746-nucleotide messenger RNA. Its product is annotated as feline leukemia virus subgroup C receptor-related protein 2. Gene Ontology annotation, biological process: transmembrane transport; heme export. Lineage: Eukaryota; Metazoa; Arthropoda; Insecta; Hymenoptera; Apidae. Bases 446 to 1888 code for a protein of 480 amino acids. Gene Ontology annotation, cellular component: membrane. Gene Ontology annotation, molecular function: heme binding; heme transmembrane transporter activity. The transcript has 7 exons. The record is from RefSeq and is a predicted model, not a curated record.